Molecule: messenger RNA, 1571 nt
Organism: Lycium ferocissimum
Lineage: Eukaryota; Viridiplantae; Streptophyta; Magnoliopsida; Solanales; Solanaceae
Product: very-long-chain 3-oxoacyl-CoA reductase 1
Exons: 3
Coding region: 285-1247 (320 amino acids)
Cellular component (GO): endoplasmic reticulum
Molecular function (GO): ketoreductase activity
Source: RefSeq, a predicted model, not a curated record
UACUUCAACAAAAUGUAAAUCUUAGCAUCGACUUUCGAAAUAAUAAUAGCCUUUUCGGCCACCCUAUUAAAUUCCCAACUGCCUGCCUCUCCCUAACCAUAAUCCAAUUACUCUUUUACACUUGUGUUUAUCAGUUGCUCUGUUCCAUUCUUCCAGCUGUGCCUAACCAUGUGCAUUUAGAUUGCACUAAUAAUCUUCAAAACCCAUCGUUUUUAACGCUCAAAAAUCCAAUCUUUAGAUCUAUAUAUAGCUAAAAAAAUCCAAUCUUUCUGUUCCACUCACACAUGGAGACUUGCAUCUAUCAUCAGCUCAAAUCUCAGCCAAUAUGGCUUCUUUUGCUUCUUUCUUUAGGUUCUUUAAAAGUCUUAUGCUUUUCAAUCAUUGUUCUCAAAUGGGUCUAUGUUAAUUUCCUUAGACCUGCAAAAAAUCUCAAGAAAUAUGGUUCUUGGGCACUUGUUACUGGACCUACAGAUGGUAUUGGAAAAGCCUUUGCUUUUCAAUUAGCAAGAAAGGGUCUUAAUUUAGUUCUUGUGGGUCGUAACCCUGAUAAAUUAAAUGAUGUUCUUGAAUCAAUUAAGGCUAAAUAUGGGAAAAUCCAGAUUAAAACAGUGGUUGUUGAUUUUUCUGGUGAUUUGGAUGAAGGGGUUAAGAAGAUUAAGGAGAUAAUUGAAGGAUUAGAUAUUGGGGUUUUGAUUAACAACGUUGGGGUUAGUUAUCCUUAUGCUAGGUUUUUCCAUGAAGUGGAUGAUAAGUUAUUGGCUGAUUUGAUUAAAGUUAAUGUGGAAGGAACUACAAAGGUUACUCAAGCUGUUUUGCCUGGUAUGGUUCAGAGGAAAAGAGGAGCAAUUGUUAAUAUUGGUUCUGGUGCUGCCAUUGUUAUCCCUUCUGAUCCCUUGUAUGCUGUUUAUGCCGCGACUAAAGCAUACAUUGAUCAGUUCUCAAGAUGCCUCUAUGUAGAGUACAAGAAGAGUGGAAUUGAUGUGCAAUGUCAGGUGCCUUUGUAUGUGGCAACAAAAAUGGCGUCAAUCAAAAGAUCUUCAUUUUUUGUUCCCUCGACUGAUGGUUAUGCUCGAGCUGCCCUGGGAUGGAUAGGUCAUGAUCCAAGGUGCACACCUUACUGGCCCCAUUCUCUUCUGUGGGGUUUGCUGUACUCAUUGCCAGAAUCAAUUGUUGAUGCAUGGCGUCUGAAGUUCUGCAUUGGAAUCCGGAAGAGAGGACAGAUGAAGGACUCCAGAAAGAAGGAAUAGAAAAACUCGCCGUAUCCCAAUAUCUCAUAUCUUAAGUCUGAUCAGCUGAAUUCAUAUCUUCUUUCUGUUUCUGUUUCCAAUUGGGUAAUGCUAGUUCUGGUAAUGCAACAAGAAACUUGUUGAUUUCGUUCUCAUUAAACAAGGCCAGAUGUCAUUCUUGUUGCAUUUUUAGUUGUAGGCUGUUUGAAUCCAGAGCUGCCUAAAAGAGUUCGAAAUUUCAAUUCUCUAAUCUAGCCAAAAAAAAAAACAUUUUCCAGGGCAAGUAAAUUAAAAUGACUUUGUUGUAUUUAUUCAUUGAGUUUGAUAUUGCACAAUGGUUUUUCA